UCUCUGAGCCGCAGCUUCCAAACUGUGGGCGUUUUUUCCCCCUCAAUCCUGACUCCGGAGUGUUUUUUUUCCCCCUGGGUGUUGCCUGCCUGGAUUACAUAUUUAGAGUUCAUCGGGUGUUGCUGAGAAGGAGAGACAAGCGGGAUAAUUUCUGCAACGACAUUUUCAACUUUUUGGACCUUGCUCGAGACCAUCUCACUUUGUUUGGGUUGGACUUUUCAAGCAACACGGGACCGGUUUAUUUUAGCUGCCGUUAGCUUGCUAGGCUAACUGAGCUCAAGCUGAAGUAACGUUGACUGGGCUGCUAGCGAGAGAUCCGUCCGAUGCAGGCCAUUAAGUGUGUGGUAGUUGGUGACGGGGCUGUGGGUAAAACAUGCCUGCUCAUCAGCUACACUACUAAUGCCUUCCCAGGAGAGUACAUCCCCACAGUCUUUGACAACUACUCUGCAAAUGUGAUGGUUGAUGGGAAACCAGUAAACCUGGGCUUGUGGGAUACAGCAGGACAGGAGGACUAUGACAGGCUCAGACCCCUGUCCUACCCACAGACAGAUGUCUUCCUGAUUUGCUUCUCACUUGUCAGUCCAGCCUCCUUUGAAAACGUCCGUGCCAAGUGGUACCCUGAGGUGAGACACCACUGUCCCAACACGCCCAUCAUCCUGGUGGGCACCAAGUUGGAUCUGAGAGAUGACAAGGACACUAUUGAAAAACUCAAGGAGAAGAAACUCUCCCCCAUUAUCUACCCUCAGGGCUUGGCCAUGGCUAAAGAAAUAAGCGCAGUGAAGUAUCUGGAGUGCUCAGCUUUGACGCAGCGUGGCCUUAAGACAGUGUUUGACGAAGCCAUCAGGGCUGUCCUGUGCCCCCCACCCAUCAAGAAGAGAAAGAGGAAGUGCAUUUUAUUGUAAAGGAGAACCACGAGCAAAGGAAAGUAUGGUUGAAGUCAGAACUUGUCCACUCAGAAGGAAGAUGAUGAUGGCUGGGCUCCCCAAAUAUCUGUUCACCCCCUGUGUCCUUGCUUGCAUAGAGGCUCUGGUAGAUCAGACCUCCAUCUGAAAGAACUUGGCAGAUAUAAGCAAUGCUUAAUAUUGUCUGUAAGAUCUCAGUGUCUGGUUGCUUACAUCUGUUGAGUUUUUUCAGAUUGACAGGAAUGAAGUGACUUUGCUAAGGCCUUGGGGAAUGUGAGGUUUUGGAUUUGGGAAUUGGGGGUUGAUUAAGGAGAAAGAAGGAGGAUUUUGCUAAAAAUAAUAAUAAUAAAAAAAGAAAUUCAUGUUAUUUUUCUCAGACAUUGUGAAGAAAACACUACUUGAACAUGAUUGUAUCAUGAAAUUACAGUAGGUUUAACUCCAUAAGAGGAAGAAGUCCGGCACUGCACUCUUUCCCCUACACACUAAGAGAUUCCUGCUGCCUUGAUGAAAUUUUACUUUAAGAAAAAGUACGUUUUUUUUUUUAGAACUAGGUUUUUCUUUGUCACUCUUUUGUCAGCUGUGGUUGACAGGCCGUUUUUGUUUACAUGUAUCAUCUGACUGAGGUGUUGCCAAAACUCAGUCAUCUUUGUAGUCAGUCCAUUAAACACUAAAAUUUGAUUUUUUUUUUUUCUGUUCAAGAUACCCUCAAGCAGUUUCACCAUUAAAUUACUUCUAACAACUGUGGUAGCAGCUCUUGUCUACAGCUAACAAGAAGUCUGAAAUUUAAAACGCACUCUCUCCUAGAUAUUUAACAGGUAAUCUUCUUUUGGUGAUAUAGUCUUUCUGGAAGAAAUAUGUCACUAUGUUUUAACUGAAUACCUGCAGUAUUUUAUGACGGACUGUCGAGCAUGCGAAGGUGCAGUGCAGCCAGUGUUGUACUGGUUUAUUCUCUAUCUGUAAUGGUUAUAUCAUCGUUUUGAGUCAGUGCUCAGAAAGUGCUUUUGAUAUUCAGAUUUUUUUCUCAGUAUAUGAUGUUCAUAUUUCCAUCACGAUGGUGUGUAACCAUAUCAUUUUGGUCUCAUCUGCUAUUGUGUUUUUAUGAAGUGUAUGAGCCAGUGAAUUAGCACUCCGAGGUUUGGGUCAGCAAAUGCAUUUUAAUUUGAAUGAUGAAAUUGCAUGAGUGCCCUGGUGAACAGCUGUAUACCUGGACUCCUUUUAUCAGUGUUUCAGUGGCGCAGUGGAAGUGCACAGUUAGAUUUACUUUCUUGCUAAAUGUGGUUUCAUUUUCACAUAGUAAUAUGCUGAUUUUUUUUUUUUUUUUAAAGCAAAUAAACUCAUGAACUAAAUUACCUGAAAA
Molecule: messenger RNA, 2259 nt
Organism: Scatophagus argus
Lineage: Eukaryota; Metazoa; Chordata; Actinopteri; Scatophagidae
Product: ras-related C3 botulinum toxin substrate 1
Exons: 6
Coding region: 324-902 (192 amino acids)
Biological process (GO): establishment or maintenance of cell polarity; regulation of cell shape; cortical cytoskeleton organization
Cellular component (GO): dendritic spine; plasma membrane; cytoplasmic vesicle
Molecular function (GO): protein kinase binding; GTP binding; GTPase activity
Source: RefSeq, a predicted model, not a curated record